This is a messenger RNA of Meira miltonrushii, 1608 nucleotides long. RefSeq names its product P-loop containing nucleoside triphosphate hydrolase protein. Gene Ontology annotation, cellular component: cytosol; peroxisomal membrane. Gene Ontology annotation, biological process: protein import into peroxisome matrix. NCBI's taxonomy places the organism in Eukaryota, Fungi, Basidiomycota, Exobasidiomycetes, Exobasidiales, Brachybasidiaceae. The transcript has a single exon. Gene Ontology annotation, molecular function: ATP hydrolysis activity; ATP binding. The record is from RefSeq and is a predicted model, not a curated record. Bases 128 to 1579 code for a protein of 483 amino acids.
UGAGCACGGUGUUAUACAAUGCGCAUUGUAGCAUCUGAAAGGGGUAAGGGUAUAUAUAUGGCUUGUUUACAUGACCUGUACCCCUUCUCUUCCCCAUCACUACUUCCACCAUAGAAUCUAAACUACAAUGCCUAACGCCGUGGAAAGAUAUUCAUUUCCCGGUUUAGAAGUUCUGCCCAAUGAAACAGAAUACAAGCUGUACGCAUUCAUUUGUCAAAAACAUCCUACUGCUCAGAUUUUGUAUAAACAAACUCCAAGCUGUAACUCGUUUGGAUUGAUUGAUUAUCUUAUUCAUUCAAAAGUCUUACCUUCCUCUAUUACGGAAGUGGACACUGACGUAGCCGAAUUGGGAUUAUUACAAGGUCAUUUGAACAUCGAAUGGAAUGAGAAUGCUGGCGAUCGUCCCAAAAACAGAAACGGAGGAUUCCCUGCAAGAUUUGAAGCUGCAAAUACACGAUAUGUAAUGGGAAGCAGUGAUCCAAGUAAAGGUGCUUCAUAUCUCGAGCCUUUAAAUUGCACUUUACGAUUCGAAUAUGAAAAAGUGUAUAUGACUUUUUACAGAUUCACAGUUCGUGCUGGCUUUGAUACAAACGAAGUUAACUUUUUGGUUUGGAAAGAUCAUUAUACACCCCAUAAAGGUAAUGCUCUCGGCAGUAAAUUGUUCGAUGAAGUUUUUCGUUUUGAACGCUCGCUACGAGAUGAAGUUUGGGUAUUUGAUGAACGUUGGAUGAAGGACUCGAAAAUGUUUGCUGCUUUGAAAGAUACACGUAAAGAUGAUAUAAUCUUACCACAACAUCUUUUAGAAAGCAUGACAAAGGACGUCGAAACAUUCUUUGCGGGAAAAGAAUCAUUCAAAGAUGCUCGAAUUGCAUGGAAACGUGGAAUGUUAUUGUUAGGUCCUCCAGGUAAUGGAAAGACGGCAACGAUUCGAGCAUUGUUACAAGAUCAUCUGGACAUUCCUAUCUUGUACGUCAAAUCAUUUCAAACCGGAAGAUCAGGCACUCCGGAGAAAGGGGUGAGAAACGUCUUCAAUAAAGCAAGAAAUUGUGCACCUUGCUUUCUCAUUCUUGAGGAUUUGGAUUCAUUGGUAACCGAUUCAAUCAGAUCAUUUGUUUUGAACGAGAUUGAUGGUUUGACGAACAAUGAUGGUAUCAUUCUCAUCGCUUCGACCAACCAUCCCGAUAAGCUGGACGAUGCAUUCUUACGAAGACCUUCAAGAUUUGACAGAAAGUAUACGUUCAAUUGUCCAUCUCCUGAAGAACGAGCACGAUACUUGCAACACUGGUUCAUUGAUCGUCUCGAAGUUUCUCUGAAAAUCGUUGAAGAUACUUCGUUGACAACAAAGAUUAUCGAAAGUACAGAAGGUUGGUCUUUUGCUCUGCUGCAAGAAUUAUUCGUUUCUUUUUCCAUGCAAUCCUUACGUGCGAAAUUGCAAGAUGGACAAAAAUCAAAAGAGGAUUUGCAACGUUCAAUCUUGGAAAUCGUUGAAAGUUUGAAUAUCGAACAAACGCAAGCAUUGCAAAAAGAAGCCGAAAAAUCAGCAAAGGAAGAUGCCAAAAAGGCAGACGAAGAGGAAUAAUUCUGAAGAAAACUUUUUAUCUAUUAUUA